This is a messenger RNA of Protopolystoma xenopodis, 156 nucleotides long. Lineage: Eukaryota; Metazoa; Platyhelminthes; Monogenea; Polystomatidea; Polystomatidae. The record is from the annotation of a GenBank genome assembly.
AUGUCGAGACUCACUGACGAUGCCGACUACGAUGUCGGCGAAUCGUCUGGGAAUUUACCAUGUCCACAGUCUGAGUUUGGAAAUGGUCAUGCAUACAAAGGACUUCUGACUAGGUGCGUUCCUCUAAGUCUUCCUACCAAUAUGACCAAGUUGUGA